Molecule: messenger RNA, 1784 nt
Organism: Cutaneotrichosporon oleaginosum
Lineage: Eukaryota; Fungi; Basidiomycota; Tremellomycetes; Trichosporonales; Trichosporonaceae
Biological process (GO): ribophagy; protein deubiquitination
Cellular component (GO): Ubp3-Bre5 deubiquitination complex; cytosol; ribonucleoprotein complex
Molecular function (GO): mRNA binding
Source: RefSeq, a predicted model, not a curated record
AUGUCCGCCCCUGCCGCCGUUAACGGCCAUGCAUCCACUUCCACCGAGCAGGCCCCUGCCGCUUCCUCUUCCAUCCCCGUACCAUCUUCGGCCGCUUCUCAGAUUCAGCCUAGCGACGUUGGAUGGCAGUUUGUCCCCCAGUACUACAACUUUGUGAACAAGCAGCCUCACCGCCUUCACUGCUUCUACAACAAGCGGUCCACAUUCUUGCAUGGCGAGGAGGGCGAGGACACGGCCGUCGCGUUCGGCCAGGCGGAGAUCCAUGAGCGUAUCACCAAGAUUGGGUACGACCAGUGCAAGGUCUACAUCAACUCGAUCGACUCGCAGUCGUCGGCCAACGGCGGUGUCAUUAUCCAGGUUCUCGGUGAAAUGUCCAACGCGAACAAGCCCUGGCGCAAGUUCGCCCAGACCUUCUUCCUCGCGGAGCAGCCAAACGGCUACUUUGUUUUGAACGACAUCUUCCGCUAUCUCAAGGAGGAGACCGACGAGGACGAGGAGCCCGAGGUUGACGACGCCCCGGUCGUCAGCUCAGCCCCUGGCACUCAGGCUGAUGCCGCCCAUGCUCAGCAGGUCCCGACUGCUCCUGUCGCUAUCGAGCAGGAGCCUGAGGAGGAGCCGGCGCAGCCGGAGCCUGCCGCUCCGGAGCCCUCCGAGGAGAAGGCUACCGAGCCCGAGGUUGCUGCCCCUGUCGCGAAGGAGGAGGAGAAGCCGGAGGAGAAGGUUGUCGAGCCUACCCCUGCCGCGGCGGAGGAGCCAGCGCCGCCUGCCCCGGAGCCUGUGGCCGAGGAGACCAAGCCUGAGCCUGCCGCCCCGGUUGUUGCUGCCCCCGCCGCAGCCCCUGCCUCUGAGAAGGCCGCUACCCCUGCUAAUGGCUCGGCCGCCGCCUCGGGCACCGUUACCCCCGCUGCGCAGCCCCCUGCCGCCGCAGCCGCCCCUGCCCCGGCUGCUCCCGUUGCUCCAGCCAAGCCCGCCGCUCCCAAGUCGUGGGCUAGCCUCGCGGCUGGAGGUGCCAAGGCUUGGUCUGCUGUGACCGCUCCGGCUGCUGCCGCUCCCAAGAAGGCCGAGCCUGUGCCCGCUCCGGCUGCUCCUGCUCCUGCUCCUGCUGCCCCUGCCCCGGCUGUGGCUGCCGCUCCUGCGCCGACCGCGGCGCAGAAGGCGUCUCCUCAGUAUGAGCAGGCGAUGGCGGUCAAGACCGCUCACUGCUUCGUCAAGCUUCCUAACUGGUCGACUGGCGGUGACGCGGCCGCUGAGACCAUCGACGAGGCUACCCUCCGCGGCAUCGCCUCGCGCUUCGGUGAGGUCAGCAAGGUUGAGAUCGUCAAGGGCAAGGCAUGCGCCUUUGUCGAGUUCACCAAGGUUGAAUCGGCACGCAAGGCGAUUGUUGCGUCGCUUACCCCUAACCAGGGUGGUGAGGGUGGCGUCGUUCACGGCGAGGGCAAGCUCAACUUUGAGACUCGUAAGGAGAAGGACGAGCGCUCCAAGUUCCGUCGGGGAGGUGCGCCUGACACUGGCAACCGCGGCGGUGGCCAGCCGCGCACCAACAACAGCGAGCGUGGUGGCGCUGCUGGACGCGGGGGCCGUGGCCGUCCCCGCGGCGGUGCGUCGGGACAGGCCAAGUGAUCCAAGCGGAGUGAUCUGCGAGCGGGCUGGGCGACUGUGAGGCGUGCGCGCGCUGCCCGCCCAGUCGGUACUCGCCACGCAUCCUUCUCGACCACAUCGCAUCGCAUAUUUCUGCCCGUGGUUCAUCUUUCCGACAUCAGUAGUGUUGCACUUGCAUGGGGUGG